Messenger RNA from Acanthoscelides obtectus, 832 nucleotides. Lineage: Eukaryota; Metazoa; Arthropoda; Insecta; Coleoptera; Chrysomelidae. The record is from the annotation of a GenBank genome assembly.
AGUUAUACAUAUUCACAAUACCGCAGCAAUACUGAUGGCGAAACGCGCGUCGAGGACGUGUAUUGUUGAUCUAAAUAACUCCAGCGUGGACGAACAGAACCAUUUUUCCCCCGAAGGAACCAAACGCCGGCCAAAAGAUGACAAAGUUAUUUCUUGUUUGGAAAAAACCCCUCCGAGAUGUGUAGCAGCGUUAGGUCAUGCACCCUCCUACUUGAGGCUAGUAGCAGCAUUAAAGCUACGUAGCGAGACACCUGGAAGAUACUAUCCUCUGCAGGUAAGCGACCUUGAACAUCAACUGUUUUCGAACAACAUCGAAACCAAAAGUACACCCAGCUAUAGCAGUGUUUUGAAAAAACCUGCCGUCAGUGACUCAUCUGUUCUCCUUAUUGAGUCCAAGGAUGGUGUUUCUAAUAAUAAUGUGGUGAAAUCGCUCCCUGCAUCUAUCAACCCUGCCAACCUCAAAAUCUGCAUCGACAAGACUAAACUAAUAAAGAAUGGGGCUGCUGUGUACUGCAGAAGUGAAAGCGAUCGUAUUAAAUUGGAAGAAGCAUUAAAAACCAGUUUAGAGUCCAAAUAUCGCAUCAACCCGUCGAAAAAACUGAAUCCUCGCUUAAUUAUAAAAAAUGUGUGCAUCAGUGAAGAUUUAGACUCGGAUGAAAAGUGCCUAGCAGUAUUCUUGUUUUUGAUACGUAAGUUGUACUCAUCGACUAGAGCUGCUUUGUCUGCGGCGAAUGAGGUGUCAUAUUUGUGGCAAAUGUCACAGAGGUCUUUUUUGGGCUUGAGGAAAGAUAUAUUGAAUUCGGUAGUUCUAGAAGAUACAAGCACAACAUAA